AUUAGAAGCUGGGUUGAUCCAAAGACAGACAGAUGGCUGAAAAUGGCACAAAAGAAAAAAUAAAAUGGACAACCACCAUUAUUAUUAGCUCAUCUCUUAAGAGUUGUGAAGUUGCAACUGCCCUAGAUCGAAGCCACAAGAUUCGGUAUUCAGAUUCAGUGGAAAAUGGAUCAAUUAUCUUUUCUCUUUCUGGAGUUGCAUUUUUAUUGAUGGAUGCUAAAGAAUGCUUUACAUCAGCUGAAGAAAUAUUUCUAGCCAAAAUUGAGAAGUUUACUAAUAUUCACCAAAAUAGCUUUUUGGUUCUGUCUGCUGCCUUCCAUGGGCCUGAGGAAUGGAAACUGAUGUUCAGGAUUCAGCAGAGAUUCCUGGGUAGUAACUUACGGAUACUUCCAGUACACAACACAGUAGAUGUUAUUAAUCUUAUGUGCACUAUAGCUAAGAUGGCCUCCAAACCAUACAUAGAUAACAUCUGCUAUAGAAUGGUAACAACUGAGGCUUACAUCAUUGAGCAAAGUCCUGUUUGGAAAACACUUCAAAAGUUAAAACUGAGUAGUGAUUCAUUUAACCCAAACUACAGUAUCAAUUACAAAUGUCCUUUUGGAAGAAUAUUAAAAUAAUUAGACCACUUAAAUUAUAAUGUUAAAAUAUAUAUUUACU
Molecule: messenger RNA, 657 nt
Organism: Lynx canadensis (Canada lynx)
Lineage: Eukaryota; Metazoa; Chordata; Mammalia; Carnivora; Felidae
Gene: CC1H1orf146
Product: chromosome C1 C1orf146 homolog
Exons: 5
Coding region: 33-617 (194 amino acids)
Biological process (GO): synaptonemal complex assembly; reciprocal meiotic recombination
Cellular component (GO): chromosome
Source: RefSeq, a predicted model, not a curated record